AUGGCAGUAGUCGUAGAACAAACGAUACCUUUCAACAAAGACACAUUAGAUCUCGAGAAUGCGGCGCGGUGGAAUGAGCUGUUUCCGCUCAUACGCCCGACUGUCAAAUCUAUACAGACGGCGAAAGGGCAGAACAUUCUAGUGGACAUGGCCAAAGCAAAGGGAAAGCGCUAUCUACACAUAGUCGCUGCUGGCAGCGUGGGUAACUUCUCUUCGAAGCUGUUGGACGACAAGCAUGUCACUGCGAUCAUCACGGAGAAGUCAGGCGCUGGCAUCUUGACUGCGCAAGAUCUGCCUCAUGCCCUAACAACCGCGGGAAUCGAUGUUGGGCAUGGUCUUGUGAUGGUUCGUGCUGGUAAGGAGAGGAAGAUCAACAUGCACAGUCCGGAUGUGAUUGAAGUCGAGAUGGCAGGGGAGCUGGAGCAAGAUCAUGUUCUACAUCUGUUGGGUACCGCUACUGGAGGCACGAGGGCGAAUCCGCAUAAUCUGGCAGAGCUGCUGAAGGUCUUCGUGAAGAAUGCGAGUACGGCACAUUCGAAGUUUCACACGGCGAAAGUGGAGGACAGACCUGCGGUACUGCAUAUCGAGGGAGCUGAUGAUUACGAGCAGGCAAAGCAUGCUGUGCAGCGGGAUUUGAAGUAUGCGAUGCGGGCACAUGCGGCGCAAGAGGAGGACGUGGUGUACUCCGUGCAUUUCUCAGAUGUGAAUGGACUGAGUAGGCUGGAGAACUACAUUAUAGCUGGGGAGAUUGCAGAGUUCCUCGACACCCAAAAUGUCAAAUACGCUCUCUCCCACUCCACCAUCCUCAACCACACCGAACUAGCUCGUGGCUUUUCUAUCGCAAUCUGCCCAAUACCCGUCCACUUUCUCGAGCCUUCAGCAAAGCCCAAGCCGCACGAACCCACUGGCGCCACAUCCUCGUCCGCCGCACCAUCAACCAGAACUCUCUCCUCCUCGAAACCCAAGAUCUCCUUCAACGACACCUCAAUCCGCCAUCGCGUCAAAUCCGCCUGCAACGCAGUCAUCAGCGAAGAACCCACAAUAACCAAAUACGACGAAAUCGUCGGCGAUGGCGACUGCGGCUACACCCUCCGCGAUGGCGCCAAGAAAGUCCUAUCCUUCAUCGCCGACAAAGACCUGACUAACCUUCCCUCUGUCGUCGCCGAUCUCGUGUCUCAACUUGAAAUCGAGAUGGGCGGGACCUCCGGUGCACUUUAUUGUAUCUACCUCACCGCGCUCGCGAACGCUCUCGCCACAGAGGAGAGCAUAGCGGGUGCGGCGAAGGCGGCGUUGGGGGAGCUGUGUAAGUAUACGAAUGCGAGAGUGGGUGAUCGGACUAUGAUGGAUGCGUUGAUGCCUUUUGUGGAGACGCUGGAGGGGAGUGGGGAUGUGAAGAGGGCGAUCGAGGAGGCGAGGAAGGGAGUUGAUGGAACGGAGACGAUGACGGCAAGUUUGGGGAGGAGCACGUAUCUGGAUGAUGAGGCAAUUAGGGGUGUGCCGGAUCCGGGGGCUUAUGGAUUGUUGGUGCUGUUGGAGGGGUUGGGGAAUGUGAACUGA
Fulvia fulva is the source of this 1557-nucleotide messenger RNA. Its product is annotated as Dihydroxyacetone kinase 1. The transcript has 2 exons. The record is from RefSeq and is a predicted model, not a curated record. Lineage: Eukaryota; Fungi; Ascomycota; Dothideomycetes; Mycosphaerellales; Mycosphaerellaceae. Gene Ontology annotation, biological process: glycerol catabolic process. Gene Ontology annotation, molecular function: glycerone kinase activity. Gene Ontology annotation, cellular component: cytosol. The coding region runs from base 1 to 1557 and encodes 518 amino acids.